AGACAUGUAUCAUUGUAUGUGUGUCUUAGGUGUUGAAUGAAAUGUAUGCAUUUAUUUUAGUAGCAUAUAGGAAUAUGGUUAUGCACUACUUAAUUGUGCAAUAAAGACGGUUUCUGAUAAGCAUCGCCGAAAGAAUAAUUUACGUAAUUAAUUCUAAUGCUGCAUAUGUCCAGCAGUGAAAAAUACAUUAAGGUGGAAGUAAAAAACUAGAACAGUAGACUAGAAUUAGAAGACUGAAGAGGUGAAUAUAGUAUACAGGCUACUGUUAUGAAGGUGGAUUCAAAAAAUGACAGUCCUCAAGCAGCCUCUUCAGAUAACAGCCCGUCUUCUCAGCGACCCAGAAGAAAUGUGAUGGCCAAAAGUCUAGAUUACAACAAUGGGCUGUUGUGGAAGGAAGAGAAAGACCUUAAAAAAGCCCUAUAUGCUUCACUGAAUGAGAAUAGACGUUCAAAAAUUUCGGACUCGGGUGAAUGGGAGUCCAAUGGUGACAUAACUGGCCCUAAUGUAAGAUACAGACAGUUUCAGCGUCCUGGACAGAAUGGUGUGGGUAAUAGAGAUGAAAGCCCAAAAAGAGCAAAAGUUCAUGCUCAACGAAAAUUUGCCCAAGGUUCAACUCCAAAUAGCCCAGCAGUAACUCCUGUAAAAAUUCUUCAGACAAGUAAUGUUGCUUCUGACUUGCUUCCGUGUCGAAGGCCUAAAACAGAAGAUUUUUUAACUUUUUUGUGCCUACGAGGAACUCCUUUACUUCCUCCUGCUCUGGACUUCCUGAACCAAGGUGCUCAUGGUGACUCUGAAUCGAGUCGUAGCCCAAGUCCUGAACUGGGGAGAGCAGACAUAAGUGGAAUAAAAGAUGAACAGCUCUCUAAAUUUGUUGGAAUACAUGAAAAAAACACACAUAAAGUCUCACUUGUGGAUAGACUAACUCCAGUCAAACAACCAGUUGGAAGAACAUGGGGGUCUAAAAGAGAAAGAGGUAGCAUUACAGGAUCAGAAAAUGGAGACAUGUAUCAUGAAAGUAGCAUAGAAGGCAGUGGAAAAGAAAGAAGUACACCACUAACUCGUAAAAGAAAACUAUUAGCCAGAGAUUCCUCUACCAGAACCAAACAAGCAACACUUAACUUUGAAGGCUUGCCAUCAUCAAAUACUACUUCAGGGAGAUUAAAAAGUUCUUCAAAGUUAACAUCAGUUGGCCAACUCCGAGAAAAAUACAAACAGCAGAGACUUGCCAAAGUAAAGCAAACAUCAAAAUCAAAAGAUACAAGAAGAAAUACAGGCAAAGAUAUUUCUCAGGAAGAUAAAAAAAACAAAAGUAGAGGUAACGGGCAUAAGAGUACCAGAUUAUCUGAUACUUCUUCUUCAAGGAAUUCAAGGUUUACUAGCCAGGGUAUGCAAACAAGGUUAAAAUCAAUAACUGGCAAACAAAAGCCAAUUCGGUCUGCCAGACUUAGAGGAGAAUCUCCUCCUCCAGUUCUAUCCCCUGUUAAUCCAGAACCCCAGGGAAUCACACCACAUCUUCGUAAAGCAAAAUUGGUACCUCCUAUUGUUGAUUUUGAUUCAGAAAGUGAUUUUGAAGCAGAAUCUGUUCUUGUGUCUCCAAAGCCAGUUACUAAAGAAUCAAAAUCCAAAAUAGAGGAAAACAAAGCCAAGUUUCAGACAAAAACUACUUUAAGAUCUACAGCAAGUUCGAAAAAGUUUCAAGAAUGGCGUGACAGACUAAGAGCAAAGAACUCUACUUCAUUAAAAAGUGUUUCCAAUAGAAAGCAGAAAACAAGUGACCAAAGUAGAGAAGUCACAAAAAAAAUAAUUGCAUCUUCUAGCAAAGUUUUGAGGUCUGCAACUAGCAAAAUAAUUACCAGGAAAACUGUUAGACAGCUAGAGAAAUUUGCUAAGCCUGUUGCAAGACCUCAGCAAAGAAGGCAGGCUCCUCAAAUUUACAAACUAAGCAGACCAGUAACAAGAAGUACAGGAAAGCCUACAGAACUUAUUGAAGCCUUAGAGAGGCCUCGAACGAGAAACUCUUCAGGCAUCAGUGGGAGAUCUUUACGUCAGAGGAAUAUUUCGGGAAGCUCUGUGUCCUCUGUGAAGUCCCAAAAGAACAUAAAAGGAAAAAGAAUUACACAAAAAAAUGAAACAGAGUAUUUUGAAAAUCUUCCACUGACAAUAAGCACAUCUUCUCAGGAUAUAAAACUUCUAACAGAAGUCUCUAAGCCCAAGGAAAAAAAAGGUGUCAAGAAAAGGGAGGAAGUAGUUAAAGAGAACACAGUCAAGAAAGAUGAAAAUGAAAUAGAAGAGCAGCAUAUGGAAUCAAAUACCAGCAUUCAUACAAAAAAAAUUGAAAAAAAUGUGGCUAAAAUUGGUAAGUUAGAUAAAGAAGUUAAGGAACAAAGAAAAGAAAAAAAUAAUCAAGAACCCAAAAAUAUGAAAGAAGAAACAUUAAAAUUAGUUUCAAAGAACCAAAAGAAUUUACAAAGGGAUUCAAAAGUGAAAUCUGAUAAAGCAGAAAUAAGGCUUUCUGAAGAUAAAAAGUCUGAAGGAGUCAGUCUUUCAGAAUCAUAUCUGUCAGAUGAAUGUAAACCACAGAUAAAAAAAAAGGAGAAGGCAAAAAUUCAUCUUGAAUCAACUGGUUGUCAGUCUUCAGAAAAUAUAGAGGUCAUUUCACCUUUCAAAAAGGAACCAAAGUUUUUGGAAGAAGAAAAACAACAGUGUAAGAAAAAAGAUAAAACAAAAACACAGAUAGAUUCUUCAGAUAGUCUGCUUUCUGUGACACAAGAGGUAAAAGCAUCAUCAGAGAAGGAGCUUCAUGUUUUAGAAGAAAGCAAACCACCAUUCAAAAAGAAAGAUAAGACAAAGACCCUUAAUGAUACAGUUAGUUCUCAGUCUUCGGUAUCAUUGGAAAAAGAACAUUUAUUAGAAGAAAAUAAAUCACAGAUAAAAAGAAAAGAAAAAAAAACUGAAAGUGCAUCUCAGUCUUCAUUAUUACCUGAUGUUGUAACAUCAUUGGAAAUGGAACCUCCUAAAAAAAAGAAAAAGUUGGUUCCAUUGAAGGAAUCAAACAAGUCUUCCAAGCAUGCCAUCUCUAGUAAGUCUUCAAAGAAGAGUGAGAAGAAAGGAAAACAUGUUUCUGGUCGAGAUCCAGAGAGUAAAAAAUCAUGUGAAAAGCAUGAACCUUUUGAGAACAACUCUGACAACAGAAUUGAAGUUUCUAAAAAAAACCCUAAGAAAAGUGAAGGCAAAUACCAUGAGAAAAAGCUUGGAAAGUCAGGUAAUAAAGAAGAAAAAAGAAAAAAACUGAAAAAAUCUAAGAAAGAAAGCAAGCACUUCAGUGAAUCUCACAAAAAAUAUGGAAUAAUAACCAAAGAUAAACUCUCAAAAAAGUUAAAGAAGCGUAAAUUAAAAGAUAAAGAAAAAUACAAGUCAAGUUUAAAAACAGACAACAGCAUAAAAAAAAGUGAAAGAAAAAGCCAAACUUUGGUGUGUGAGAAACAGUUGCAGAUAAAAAAGGAAUCUGAUCGGUCCAAUAAAGGUGACUGUAUGGAAGUACCCAAUAACACACGAAAUGUACAGUUAGUAGCUUCCCAAAGGAAUGGACCAUAUAACAAUACUGAUGAUACUGCAGCAGCUGCCUCAUACAUAAGUGAAAAUAUGUCAGAAGGUGAUCAUGCCAUUGCUGAGGUGACAGGGGAAAUGGCCCACACUAUACCAAAUGAUCUAAUUUUUGGGAAUUCUGAUGAAAUCCAAGGUUUAAUGACCAGUGAUUUUUCAGGAGUUUUUGAUGAUUCCUUCCCAGCUGGUGCUAUUCUUUUAACUACUACUCGUGAAACUCUUACUCAGGUUCCUUAUCAUUUUAUUCAGGACUUUUCUCCUGCCAAAACUGUGGCAGAUGCUUCUACAAACACCUGUGAGGAAGACAUUCUAGCUACUUUGAGUGAGAAUCUUGAAAAAAGUGAAGAAAUUUCUGUUGGUACUCAGACAACCUCUCCUGAACCUGUAACUCAGCUAGCAGAGUCACUAAUUACUUCUACAGAAUCAAUAUCAAAUCAAACUCAAACAUCUAGUUCUAUAAAGACAAAAACCAUAUCAUCCCCAAAAAUUGGUCGCCCUGGAACACCAUUAGGAACAUCACCAGUUAAGAGAAAAUUGAAACUUGUUGGGGCAAAUAAAAAACAAAAAAGUGAUACAAAAAAAGUGACAUGGAAAAAAGAACCUUUCCCAAUGGAAAGUGAUCCUCCCAAGAUGGUUGAAGCACCAAUUUAUCACCCUACUGCAGAGGAGUUUCAGGACCCUUUGGAAUUUAUAGAGAAAAUUAGACCAGAAGCAGAAAAAUAUGGUAUUUGUAAGAUAAUUCCUCCAGACUCUUUCAAGGUAAUAAGAGCAUAUCUCCAGUUGAAACAUAUAUAUGCAGCACUAAUAUGUCCAUUCUUUUCCAGGUGGGGACCAAAUGUUCAGCAUGUCUCGUGUAUAAAGAAGACUUUGAAAACACAGGGUGUGUCACUAGAACAUGCACCAUUGAUAGGGGGAGUGGAAUUAGAUCUCUCAAAGCUUUACAAUACUGUGCAACACUUUGGAGGAUUGAAACAGGUCAUAGAAAAGAAGAAGUGGCAGAGGGUGGCAGAUGCUAUGCAUAUUCCUAAAGCAGCACAAGACAGAGUAACAAAGCUGUAUGAUGCUUACUGUAAAUACAUUGUACCUUAUGAUACUCUCCCUGCUGAAGAAAAACAAAAACUUGAAGAACUGGUUGUUUCAGAACACAACAGAUAUGUGCAGAAAAGACGGGAGCAUGAAGAAGCUGGAGAAGAUGAUCCUGAAGAAGAAAAUAUUGAUUGUGUUGCAAAAGGCCGCUCUAUGUCUCUCAGUGGUUUCUACAGGAUUGCACGGAAUACUAUGGCUAUGUAUUACAAGCAUGAGCCUUCACCAGAUGAAGUGGAGAAUGAUUAUUGGAAGCAUGUCAAGGAGCGAGAAAGUCAUAUAGUGGUGCAUGCUGGGAAUAUAGACAGCAGUGUGUAUGGAAGUGGGUUUCCUUGUACACGAAACAGCCCUUUUGCCAAACAUCCUUGGAACUUGAAGAUUCUGACUAACAGCCAAGGUUCUAUCUUGAAGUGUAUGGGUCCAGUUUCUGGAGUGACAAUUCCAACUUUGCAUGUGGGAAUGUUAUUUACAACUGGGUGCUGGUAUCGUGAUCCACAUUGUCUUCCAUGGUUGGAAUAUCUUCAUACUGGUGCCAGCAAGAUCUGGUACAGCAUUCCUGCAUAUCAGACAGAAAAUUUUUGUUCUGCCAUGAAAAAAAUUAUGCCAGAAUUCUGUACUAAUAAUCCUAUUUGGUUGUCAUCUGAUACUGCUAUGAUUCCUCCAGACUUGUUGGUUGAACAUGGUGCUCCUCUGAGUCGAACUGUUCAAGAUAGUGGCCAGUUUAUUGUGAUUUUUCCUGGGGUUUUCACAUCCACUAUUUGCUGUGGCUAUUGUGUAUCUGAAUCUGUUUAUUUUGCUACUCUUGACUGGUUGGAUCUAGCUGAGAGAGCCUUCAUGGACAUUAGGAACAGUUGUGAACCUCCAGCCUUUUCUCUUGAGAGACUUCUCUGUUGUAUUGCAAAUGAUGGACGCACACAAGUUGAAACUCUACAGAAAAUCUUGCCAAUGAUUGAUCAUAUCAGAGAACAAACUCUUAAACUUAGAAAGCAAUUAUAUGACUUGGGUCUAAAAACGUCUGAGCGACUUCCACUGGUAGAAGUCCGAGACAAGAAACGUCGUCCUCGUAGCACAGAAGAUGAAAGUGAACAAGAAUGUGAAGUUUGCAGAGCACACUGUUAUAUCUCAAUGGUUGUGAAUACUCAAGAGGAUAGUGUCUACUGCCUUGACCACGCAAUUCAGCAUGUACAGAAGAAAAAGAACUUAAGGUUUUCCAAACUGAUGUACACAUAUGAUCAGGCAGAGUUGAAUGACCUUGUAAAGAGGAUUACUGAACAGAUACAUGCUCAGAGUCACAAGAAUAGUGCCCGUAAGAAAUCCCCAAAGAAACCUAAACUUUCACCUUAGAUGUGGAUUGUAAAUAUAUAUAUAUAUAUAAUGUGUGUUGGGCUGUUUCAUUUUAAUUUUUAACAUAUAAGGUCAGUUAACAACAUGCACAUAUGCAAACACAGAAGCACAAAUUUUUGUGUAACUGCAACAAGACAGUAAUUUAUAUUAUGUUUUUGUUAUUUUUGUGGAUGGUAAAAAGACAGCUUUGUCUAAGUUGUGAUAUUUAUAACCAACUUCAUUUGCUUGUAGUGAGACAGGUGACUUCAUUAUUUUGUAUAGUUCUUUAUGUAAAUCUAACUUCAAAUAAUUGUUUUGGUUAAUAGUACUGCAGACAUAAAUACUUUGUUUGUAUUUUAAACUUGAUGUCAUGGUGAUGGCAAUCACAGUUGUAGUUUUUGUUUUAAUUCUAAUCAUACAAGGAAAGAUUUUGUGAUUGUUCAGUUAUAACAUUUUAUUUUUUCUGUACACACUUUAUUAGAUAAACCAGUUGGUGAAGCAAUGCUGAAAAGUAUAAAUGAUUGUAGAGUUUCUUCUAUUAUAAAAAUACAUAGAUUGUGUUGGUGCUUAGAGAGGUAAAAAAUUGAUUGGACAAUUAAGAAAAGUAGUUUCCAUUUGAAAUUGAGGGUUAAUGUUUUCUAUGUGUACAGGGGUAGUAGAAUAUUCAAACUGAUAAAAUUAGAAGCUAAACAGCUUAAAAAUUACAUUAAAGACAGCUUUCUUAAAAAUGUCUGAAAGUACAAAAAAAAACAAAGUAAUACUUUUGCUUAAAAACAAUUCUCAAAACCAUAAACAUUUUGAUUAAAACACAAGUAGCUAAGAGAGUAGUAAGCAUAAAAGAAUUAAAAACUUCUGAAUGUUUGUAACUUAAGUUAUUUGUUAGUCAUUGUAUCUAACACUGAUUUGAAAAGAAAACAGGCUUUAUAAGAUAUUUUUUGUAGUCACUUUUCAUUAGGUUGUUGUUCUUUUCAACUAUAUUUGAUUACAUUUCUCAACUUUAAAAAAUAAGAUUAUAAAUGUGUACUGAAAUGAUCUGAAUAGCUAUAAAUUGAUUUUGUAUACUACAAUUCUCUAGUUUUGAUAAAAUGACUGUUUUUAUAUUUCUCAGUUCAUUAAAUAUAUACAUACAAUUAUUAUUGCAAGAAUUUUAUGAACUAGCUUCAUGCUUUUUUUUUUUUAAAUAGAGUUUUUGGCAUAACAAGAAGUCAGGAAUGUCUAGAACUUUGAUUAAGUUCUCAUCCUCAUUUUCACUCUAUUUUAUAUUACUGUGAAUAUUGUCGAUACUUUCUGGUGGAUCUGAGAAGGAAUGGUGCAUGUUGCUUGUAAAAACUUGUAUUCUGGGUUCUUGUUUGAAAAGCUUCCUGUUUAGCCAUUAAUUGGGCUUUCUAUUAUAUACUUAUACUUCCAUUUAUUUUGUUCAUGUAAAAGCCAUUAAAAGUUAAACUUUAAAAAUUCUAGUUUCCUUUAGUAACAAAUGUGAAAAUGUGCUUUCAAAUUCAGAAAAUAUGCAAUCUUAACAUUCCUAAACUAAGUUUAGCAAUAGCAUCUUGAAUAUCAUUCAUGAAUUUCAAAACUAUUCUCACAAUUAGAGUAGUUUUAUGUAUUGAAUUAAGUUUCAAGUUGUCUUUACGAUUUGGUAGAAAUUUAAAUUGUAAAAAUCCAGCAUGACUACAUACACUAAAAUUCAUUGGCUAAUUUAAUUUGAUAUUUGCCAUUUAUAGAUACAACAGUAAAUUGAAAAUAUGCAGAUAUGUUAGUCAAAAUUAUUAUUUAUUCGUUUCCAAGGUUUUGUCUACACCUAUCUACCUACACAUUGCUAGUCAAAGCAUUUUGUUUUAGAAACAACGAAAACUGCAUGAAUUUUGGGUGUUUAGUGGUUUGUCUUUAACUCCUCACAAUAUAUUGUACAAGGUUUGUCAUAUUCUAAAAUAUGCUCUUUAUUUAGCUGAGGGGGUUUGUCAAUUAGGUGUACUACCUCAUUGAUCAGUUUUGUAGGAGUGUUAUCUAUACUUUGCGAGUAAAAGUUUCAGAACAGAAUUCAGCCAUUACUCACCGUAGUCUGCUAUUUUGGGUUUUAAUAUCGUGGAUAGGUGACUGAUUAUUUUUCUGUAAUUGUGUAUAUAUAUAUAUAAUUGAAUAUGGACUUAUUGGCUGGUUUCAACUGCUGGUCUGUUGUCAUGAAACCUCAAUAGUUUGUUUCAAUAAGAUAUAUUAAUCUAAGAAAUUUUAUUAUCAUUUGUUCUUCUGUAAGAUUUUGCCUUGUAGUUUUUACUUUAUCUUGUGAGGUAACAUUUGACAUUUUGUAUUUUUAUAAAAGGAAUAUGAAUUAAUGCAUUACUAAAAGUACCACAAAUUAUUAGGUGCUUUGUGGUGUGUGCCAAAUAUUAACUUUUUUUCAAGUAGUUCACUGUUUUUGCAUUCAACAUGUGAUGGGUUCUGUUUUCUAAAGGUAGGAUAGUGCUAUUUUUUUCAAUAAAAUGCUCAUAAGACUAGUUUGGUAGGUGCUGUUGUAAAGAAACAUUAAAAAAAUUCAGUGUCAUUACUACCUAUAUAAAACAGUUUCAUAUUUUUACAUUGUAAGCUUUUACGACCAGUCGGCUACUUUUUACAAAAUAUUCGAUAAUAAAUAAUAAUAUUUGUUCAAAAAUAUGACCUUUCCUCUUGUUCACUAGCCUAAUAAAUAUGUAUGUAUAUGUAAGUCAACAAGUGAAAGAGUGCUUUUGUUAAAUUUAUUGUCAGUGAAUGUCUUUUUUUUUUAAGUGUAAAUUGUAAACUUUUAUGUUAAAGCAAUAAUAAGAGCUACAAAAAAACAGCUUAAAUGCAACUAGAUUGCCCUUGAAAAUUGGUAUAAAUUAUAGUUUUGUAAAUGCUUUUAUUUGGCAUACCUCUUUAUUGGUACUGUAUGUGUAAUAAUCUGGAAACUCCAGUUGCAAAGGUUUAAGAAAAAUUUGUGUGGAUAGUAUUACAAAUUUUUUGUAAAGUAUCUUAACACAGAUUACGUUUAUGAUCUAUUAAAAACUCCUGUAGACUUCAUCUGCCUGAUGAGACUUUGAGAACUGGAUGAUCAGCUGAACUCAGAUUUGAUUAAAGGAAUGUCAUUCAGCCCUGAAGGGUUCACUGGUUGACAUUAAAACUGUUAUUCUCAUAUUCACUAAUUCUAAAUAUGAAAUGUUAGUAAAGUUCUUUGUGGUAAAUUGUAUUUCUGAAUUUUAUAAUAUAAUCUUUUACUGCUUCUUGAGACAGUGAGAGACAGUUUCAGGUCUUAACUACGUAAUGUAACUUAAUGACCAGUCUAUGAAAAUUGUAUUUUUAUCCUUCAGGUUUAAUUUUAAUCCCAUUGUUCCAUUACCAGUUUAGUUUAGUUAUAAUGUAGAUAAAAGAUGUAUUUUUUCUUUUUAUUAUCAUAUGUUCUAUAUUUAUAUGAAUAUUACAAGAUUUAUUAUUAUCUUGAGUGACAAAUCGACUAUGCAGCUGGGCACUAUAAAGAUAGGAGUUUAAGAAAUAAAAUAUUGAAAGUUGUGUGUGUCAACAUUAAAUACAAUUUGUUUUGUUAAACAUUUACUCUUUGAAGGGUAAAAAACACUGAAAGAGUUAUUUGAAGAUAAAAAAAAACUUGCACACCUUCAUUCCAAAACAGAUGUAAACUUUGUUUAGAAAAAUUAUGUAAACACCAUAGUUUAAAAAGAAAAUCAUCAUCAUUCUUAGUUCCAAAAAUAUACACCAUAUUUAUUCAAAUUUCCAAUCUUCUUUUCAUUGACUUUUUGGUUUUGUUGUUUAUUUUACUGUGUUUAGAAUCAUUUGUAAAACAAGAGUUUUACAAUACUAGAUCCAAAAAUUCAAUUUAAAUCUAAUAAACAGGCAUUAAGCUUCAAAGAAAUGAAAAUUGUAGGUGAACAUUUUAUCUUACUAGAACUAUUCUUUUAGGGGAUGUGAGAUUUAAUUGCUGUUUUCAAGUGUUCUAGAGAAAACAAAGUAUAUUUUCUUUAUGAGCAUGCAAUCCUCUUGCCUUUUUUUUUUCAUUUUUAUCUCUCUUUGAACCUUAUUUAUCAAUUUACUUGCCAGAUUUUAAUAUAAUCAACCAUAGUGUUAUUGAUCAAUAAAGGCAAGUGUGUUUAAAAACAAAAUGUAAAACAUCUGUAAGCCUCUGAAUAAAUCCAAGCAUGAUAAGGUUGUUAAAUCAUGUAUUUAACUUUUCUCAUGCAUUUAAAAUGGCUUAUAGUUCGCGUUUCUUGUGCUUUUAUUAAUUGUUGCACUUGUCCUUAUUUCAAUAAUUUUAACAAUAAAUAACAUGACUAGGAUGACGUUGCUGUAUUUGAUUUGUGCUUAACCAAUAUUUAAAGAAGUGAUUGCAGGUAUCCGAAGAACAGGUGAAAGGGAGUAUAAAAUUCUUUUAGGUAAUUAUGUUGUCCUUUUUAUUAUUGUUGUUUCACUACCUCAUUCCCCAUUUUCAGUCAGACACAUAUCAGUUGAUCACUUUCACAUUUCAUACACCUUAAUGCUUUAGGGCCAAUGUUAGUAAUACAUAUUUAUUAUAUGGUUUAUUUUGUUUUUACAUACCUUUAUGUAAUGUCACUAGGCAAUCAAUAGAUUUCUGUGUAUUUGUAGUUUUUUUCUUCUUCUUCCCAUGAUAAUAGAAUAUUCAUGUGUUUGAUUGUUGUGAUGUCACUAUUCUGUAUCCUACUAUGUCUGUGAAUUAAAGCUUUUUAUACAACUCUGUGUCCAUCUUUCAAAAAUUUAGUAAUUGAGCUCAUUCACCUUGCUACCACUACGUAAUAAUCACCAGGUAACCAUGAAAGUAUCCAAAUUAUAACUUCUGAUGUAGUAAGUAUAUAUUCACGAAAUUUGGCAAGCUUUUAGUAAAUAUUCAAAGUCUUUUGCACACAAAAUCUGUUUUUGAUUAAGUAUUUAAAGCCUACUUUUUACUAAUGGUACUAUUUACUUAAAUAAUGCACCUAAUAAUACAAUAUAAUAACACGCACAAAGGAAAUAGCUCUAUAACUAUCAUAAUUUAUCUGGCUUUUUAACCGUUUUAGCUAAGCUUGUUGAUAUGAACACCGCGAGAGAAGCUUUCAAACUGAAGACGAAAUAGGCAAUACUCUGUACAGAAAACAUAAUAUAAUAUGUCAUUUGAUAGCUUAAAACUUAGACUUUCUAUUGGUUAUAAAUAAUCUAGUAUAAAAGUCGGAGAGAACUAUUAGCAAUUUGGGAAAGAGAAGAUGAAGCAAAUGGGUAUGAUUUUCUAGUUUAUGACACUUUAAACAAAUAAGAUUGAAGGCUAUAAAAUUAUGCUUUGCUUUAGUAAUAUCUAUAUUAUAAUGAGUAAUUUACGUUACUUCUCAGAGGGGUGGUAAAUAGAUAAGAGAAGAGGGAAUACUUAGAGAACAAAAGUCACAAUUCCCCAUACUAGGGGAAAUUGAAUAUUUUAAAAAAUAUUUCCUUAUUAAAUUAAAACUUGUGUAAUAUUAACAUUUGAUUUAUUAACUGCGUUUGUGGUGGUAAGUUUAUUCGUAUAGAAUGACAAUAAAGUAGUUUAAUUUAAUUUUGAAUGUAACUCUAAAAGUUCAUGACCUGCGCGCUUUGACCUACCCCUAGCGAGAGGAUUAAAGGGAUUUAAUGUUGUUUUAUUGCAUGUUAUUUUAGUUAGUUAUAUGUGUCAGAUGAAAAUGUUCGUCGUGCAUGUGAAUCUUGUCCUGAAUAUGGGUGGUCAUUUUGUGUCAUUCUGUGAGUACGUUCAAUCUAACCAUAGUUCGUGAUUAACCCCCGAUUUUAUUGGUUACUUAAAUUAAGUUAAAUUAAUUUUUGCUUUGGGAAAAACAUGGGGGGGGGGUAUUUAGUAUCCGAAUACUAAACAUCUUACUCUCCCAUAAUGUGUGUGUGUGUGUGUAUAUAUAUAUAGCUCACAAACUAUUGAUUAUAUUAAUUGUUAAUAGGCGAUUAAAUCAGUACUAUAAAACAAUAAGAUGAGAACUUGAACCGAUAACGAUAAUGCGAUAUAUAUAUUAUUUUCAAAAGUCUAACUUAUUUUUAAGUUUUUGAUUCUAGAACACAUGAAAUCUGGUACAGGUCACGUGAUAAAUUUAACCAUAGAUGUUAAUUUUUGUAUCUUGACCGGUCUAGAAACAUAUUGUUCUGUGAAAUAGUUGCAUUGUGUCAUCCUUCCUCUUGUACUUGAGAUAUAUCUUGUGAAUAUCACAUGGAAUAUGCGUUUCCACAUCCUGGUGCCAUUUUCUCAUUGGUUAGCUGCAAGAAUAAUGUGUUCUGUGAAGUUUUUAAUACUUUGAAGAGAUAUUGAUUGAACUUCGAAAAGGGCAGUUCACUUUUUCUCAUAAGAAAGCCAAAACUCAACGUGGGAGUCUGCCGUAUCAUAUUCUUGAUUUUAUCUGCUGAUCGUGUAAAAUGCACA
This is a messenger RNA of Limulus polyphemus (Atlantic horseshoe crab), 12412 nucleotides long. RefSeq names its product protein Jumonji-like (gene Jarid2). The record is from RefSeq and is a predicted model, not a curated record. Gene Ontology annotation, biological process: chromatin remodeling. Gene Ontology annotation, cellular component: nucleus. NCBI's taxonomy places the organism in Eukaryota, Metazoa, Arthropoda, Merostomata, Xiphosura, Limulidae. Bases 268 to 6030 code for a protein of 1920 amino acids. Gene Ontology annotation, molecular function: histone demethylase activity; DNA binding. The transcript has 20 exons.